GGAGGAGGAGGAGGAGGAGCAGCAGCAGCAGGAGGAGGAGGAGGAGCAGGAGGAAGAGGUCGAUCAGCAGGAGGCGCUGCUUACUCAAUGAUCCACCACAGAAGAAGAAGAAACAGGAAGCGUGAAGCUGAUGGUCCGCGUGAGGACUUAUUGAUCAGAUGGAAGCUCAGUCAAGUGACGUCACAGUGACCUCAGCAAAGAGGAAGUGCUCUGCUGUCACAGGAAGUGCACGAAAGAUCAAAGACAAUGCAGCCGACUGGCACAACCUGCUGCUGAGGUGGGAACACCUGAACGAGACCGGAUUCAACGUGGCACGAAACAUCGUCAACAUCCGACAGACACAUUCUCAGAGCGAUCAGCUGCUUCUAGUGGACGAAUCACCUUCAUCAGCUCCGUCACGGCAGACAGGUGGUGCUAACGAGCUGCAGGACGAGUGCUGCAAACUUCAGGACAUCGUCGACAAAAUGGUCGUCGUGGUGAUGAAGAUGGAGCGCCUGAUGACAUCACAGCAAGGCGUUCAGGAUCUGGAGGAGUUUCAGUUUGGACAUGAAGGAAGAAGGUCUCCUCUGUUCCACAGCUGGAACACCAAACACUUUGAGGCAGCGUCUCGUGUCCUGCUGGAGUCCUUCAGUCAGGAGCUGAAGUUGAGGCAGUCAAUCUUGCAGCAACUCGCCCACACCGUCAACUCUGACCUCUGCAUGGUCUACCUGUCCUGCUGGCUGCACCAGCCAUUCACACCCCCACAGACCAGACUGACCCUGGAAGCUCUGCUGCUGGAGACCGGACACCGCCCACUCUGAUGUAACCUGUCUCCCACAGUCACGUGAUCAACAUCAGGGUUCAGGACCUAGCCCAGAGUCUGGAGGGGAAAUGUUAGCCUAGCUGAUCGACCUCCUGAGGCUGCAGCUGAACUCUUCGAGUCUUCAGGUGUCAGAGCAGCUCGGGUCUGAAGGUUUCUAAAUGUUCACAAUUAAUUAUUAGUGACAAUAAAAAUUUAUUUUGUUUAAUAGUCAAAGUAUUUUUGCAUCACUCCGUCUCAUAUUGACUCUGUAGAAGUAUAAAUACUGCGAGUACGUGAACGCAGACAAACAUCGUCUCGUUCGUUAAUUUCAUGUCACAUCGUUUAUUGAACAGGAAAUGUUAAAUCAACACUCGAACAACGAUCAACAUGACAAAUCAAUAAAGUUUAAUCUCCUCCAGUCAGUCCUCACAUCGGCUCUCCAAACGAGUACAAACGUUCAGUUUACGUUUGGAAAACGUUUCUGUGAAGUUUUAUAAAAAGUAAUAAAAUAGUGCAACUUUUUUUUAAACUUUGCUUUUCAGAUUUAUCUACAUAUAAACAGACUAACGAGGAUGGAAACAAAAAACAUUUUACAAAUUUACAGUUUAAAACCAGCAGGAAGACCACUGACAUCAUCACAGCUGACAAGUGAACGAACCAAUCAGAAACUGAGACCAUAAAUAAGUUUUGUUUGGUCAACUUGAGGUCAGGAUCAGGUGUUGCGUCUU
Molecule: messenger RNA, 1509 nt
Organism: Larimichthys crocea (large yellow croaker)
Lineage: Eukaryota; Metazoa; Chordata; Actinopteri; Sciaenidae
Gene: cinp
Product: cyclin dependent kinase 2 interacting protein
Exons: 5
Coding region: 159-800 (213 amino acids)
Source: RefSeq, a predicted model, not a curated record